Molecule: messenger RNA, 1641 nt
Organism: Panicum hallii
Lineage: Eukaryota; Viridiplantae; Streptophyta; Magnoliopsida; Poales; Poaceae
Product: myosin-2-like
Exons: 4
Coding region: 435-1406 (323 amino acids)
Source: RefSeq, a predicted model, not a curated record
CAAGACAGUUGAAAUGUUACAGCCAAGAAACAAACGCAAUAGGCAAAGCCCGGGAAGACCGCGCUGGCGGGUACGUUGGAUACCCCGCGGCGGCCUGGUUUUCCCGGGGUUCUUCCCCCAAUUCGGUGCUGCGACCUCUAUUCCACCCCAAUUCAACCUCAGAUCAUUGCGGGAUCGGGAACGAAGAUCGUUGCUGUGUGACUGUGUCCACAGGUGAAUUCAUUUGGUUCGGUUCUUGGAUCUCUAUUCUAAGAGGAACUGGUUUCUGAUUCAUCAGUUUCCAAGGUCAUCAAACAACACGGUUUGCCGUAAAUUUGCUAUCACGUAAAGUAAGAAAAAGAAUCUUUGGGUGAGAGAAACCCAUUUUGUUGUAAGAAGAGAGCUCAAUUUUACACGAACGGCCGGCCUAGCAGUGGUCGGCAUUACAGUGCACAAUGGCAUCGUCUUUGACGUUGUCACUGAGCUCCAUGGAGGUGAUGUUGGAUGCGCUCAUGCAGCGAGGGAUAGGGAAGCCUGAAGAACAGAAGCCCAAAGAAGAGGAGCCACCGGCACUGCCCACACGCCCUACUGGGAGAGGCAGGCUUCCGUCGUUGCAGAGGCCCGGCGCAGCAGCUCCGUGGAUUCACCGUCCUCCGCUGCCGUCGGCACUACCACCACCACAGGAAGAAGAUGAAGAGGAGAAAUGUUUGGUAAAUCUGGAGCUGGAAAUAAGGGCCACAAAAGCAGAGGAGGAAGUGAAGCAGAAAGAAGAAGAGCUGAGGCACAAAGAGGAACUUAUCGCCACGCUGCGACAACAGGUUGAGCAUUACGAAUCCCGGCUUUGGGAAUGUGAGGUCAGGAUGAAAUCUGUGGAGGAGGAGCUGCAGAAGCAAAUCAGUUCGUUACAGAUGGCUCAAACCAUUGAUGCUAGGAGAGGUGCAUCGACGACAACAUCGCAGCAUCGCCAAGAAUCAUCCUGUGGAAACUUGCCGCCCUCCCAGUCAUCAGCGAGGGGGCAGCAGCGCGGCUGUGAGCCCACCAUCGUUGCAGUUGACGGAAGCUCAUCGGAAGUGGAUCAACUGGCCACGGAGUUCAAGAGGGAGAGUGAGGCGUUCGAGCAAAAUGCGCGGGCGGUGGUGGAGGCUAAGCCGCCCCCUAGCAGCGCUAAGUCAGCUGACGAGCUCAAAACCCUUAAGCGGCAGUUCGCCUCAUGGAAGAAGGAGUACGAAGCCCGGCUGAAAAAGACGAAGGCGGAACUAAAAGGACUUGUGCACGCGGAGAAGAAGAGCCACGGCGACAGCCACAGCCACCAGCCACAGUGUGGGUGGUGGAGGAUAAAAGCGCCCAAAUGCAGGGCCCCCAAGUGUUGUAGCUCCAAGCUACCGAGCCCGAAAUCAUGCGGCUGCUGCUUCCGCCGCUGCUGCUAGCCCUCCAGACUAUGCGCUGAAAGGUUUGGUUCUUGCAUUUUGUGCGUUGGGCGAAAAAAAAUCAUUGGAAUAUGGCAUCUGAGUGACCAUGAAGAGAACCAUUUCAAGCUUACGUUAUUUCGUGUGAAACUAGCGAAUUCACAAUCAACAUUACGUGUGAUCACUGUUUAAAGUGCUGGAAUUGAUAAAGAAAUGGCCUUAUUAAUUUCUAAAAAGAUCACAGUGACAUUCCAUU